Messenger RNA from Aspergillus versicolor CBS 583.65, 696 nucleotides. RefSeq lists its product as uncharacterized. NCBI's taxonomy places the organism in Eukaryota, Fungi, Ascomycota, Eurotiomycetes, Eurotiales, Aspergillaceae. The record is from RefSeq and is a predicted model, not a curated record. The transcript is spliced from 4 exons. The coding region runs from base 1 to 696 and encodes 231 amino acids.
AUGAUAGAUUCCUCCUACGGCCAAGGCUCUCUGCGCUAUUUCUUUUUCCACGGAAAUCAUGGGGAUGUCCCCCUUCCCCACCAUAUGACCGUCGAGGCCAACGUUGUUGUCUUGACCGAACAAGGAGAGACUUUAUUCGGCCAAAACUUUGGUAAGGGGCCAUCAUGUUACGAAUUUCAGGAUGGGAUCUGCAGAAACGCAGAUGGCCAAAUUGAGGGUCCUCUACCGGCAAAGUCUUUUGUGGAAAAGAUCAUGAAAAACGUCUCGGUGCCCUCGCUUAUCGUGGCAGAAGUUCCAAAGGAUGAAAUGGGGAUCGAUCUGGAGGCCAAGGACGCAUUCUUUUAUGUCGCCGUUCUAGUGAUUGGAAGAAGUGACAUUCGUCCAUGCACUGCUGGUGAUAGAGAGUACCUCUCUGUUAUGAUUCAGACAUUUGUCCCUCGACUUGUACGCUCGAUGGCUCCUACGGCCAGCGAAUACCUCCCCGGUGAUGCUCGUAAUUUGUGCAUUGAGAUUGCGAAUCGCAUGGAAAGGAUUCCAGAUGAUCCCGACUAUCACACUUUCAUUGCGAUGUAUCGGGGUCGCUAUGUCCAGAAGCCAUUGCCGCAAAGAGCAUUGGUAGAAUUAUGCCUGCUUCAUGUGCUGAAAAUGCCGUUUGAGCUGAGUACCGCAAUUCGUAGCUCAUUGAUUCGCUAUUGA